AUGAGAAAGAGGAAGACGAAAUUCUCAUCAGACAAGGAUAUGUCGAUGGCUGUUCUCGCUCUAGUCUCAGUUCUUUCUCUCAGUGUCCCCUCAGCAGCUGUCACUGAUCAGAUCAGGCUGGUGAAUGGGGACAGUCGGUGCUCAGGUCGAGUGGAGGUGUAUCUCCAUAACCGGUGGGGCACUGUGUGUGAUAAUGGUUGGGACAUAAGAGAUGCUGAGGUGGUGUGCAGACAGCUGGGGUGUGGCACUGCUGUUUGUGCCCCUGGAAAAGCCUUCUUUCAUGCAGGCAAAGACAGUAUUGAGAUGGUUGAUGUUGGAUGUUCUGGUACUGAGCAAUCUCUGACUCAGUGCUCCUACAAUACCAAACAACACUGUGGCCAUUAUGAGGAUUCAGGGGUGGUUUGUACUGAUGAAAAUCCCUUCAUCAUGCUCAGGAACUUAUACUCAACAGUCUCAGCUGGAGAAACUCUUCAGUUCAGAUGCAUCAGGAGUACAGACCAGUGUGCUGCCAACUUACUUCUAUACAGAAAUGGAGUUAAAGUGAAAUCACAGAAUAUUGAUUCCUACAGGUCGAGUGUUAUUUUUUAUCUGAAUAAUGUGGACUCCUCUCACCAGGGCAAUUACACAUGUGCCUACUCCUCCUUCUCUCCGCUAUCUACUCAUAGCAAUCCCAUUAGCAUCACUGUAGUUGAAGUACAGAAGCCAAGUCUUACAUUGGAAACCAGCCAAGAGGUUUCUUGGGGUCAGUCUGCCCAGAUGAGAUGCUCCAUCCCUUCACAGCACCUGGGCGAUACAUUUACCCUACAGCAACGCUCUGGGUCAUUUACAGAGAGAAUGAGAGCAAAUGGAACCUCGGUCCUCUUCACCAUUCCUCAAGUGGACUUUAUCCAUGAAGGAGUCUACUACUGCCAGUAUCGAACAAUGGUUUCCACACAUGGAUUCACAUCCCCCCAAAGUGACACUGUCAGACUUUCUGUAGUAGUGGUGCUUGUGCAGCCCAACAUCUCUCUCAGUGCCCCAGAUGGAGGGCUGUUCUGGGGUCCUCAGGGGCCAGAGGUGACCAGGGGCCACAGCCUCUCCCUCAUCUGCUCUACUGAGCCACAGCACCAAGGAGGCUCCUUCCACCUCAUCUUUGAUGGGUCUAACAGGACCAGGACUCAGCUCGCCGUCAACCACUCAGCCUCCUUCUACAUUCCUGAGGCAGACUACUCCCACCAGGGCAACUACAGCUGUGUCUAUGAGGUCACUGUGUCCAGCCGUACCUUCAAGUCAACACAGACAGCACCACUGACAGUCAUCAUAAGAGCAUCCCUGGCUCCCAUCAUUGCAUCUGGAGUGAUUUCAGGGUCGUUUCUACUUUUGAUUAUCCCUGCCAUCCUCUACUUGGUGAAGAAAAAGUGUUUGAAUGACACAGACAUGCCCAAAAUUCAGACGAACACUCUUGCACACAGUUCUGCAAACACAUAUGGAUUUCACAAUGAACCGGGUGGUUCACGUGAUGAAAUUGAGAACAUAUAUAUCUACGAAGACCCAAAAGAAAACAAUGUGAAUGUAGAAGAGCUGAAUGGCCCAACUGCCGUGGACAACAACUAUAAAGAGCUUGACGUCUAUCAACUAUAACUGAGAAGGGUCUCGUACAUGUUGUGGAUGUACUGUAAAAGUUGUUCUGUCAGUAUCCCUGUCCCAAGACCAGUUCACUUGUGGCCCUCCCCUGACCCUGUUUUGAUAUAUUCAUCCAACACAUUUUACACAUGAGGUUAUCACGGAAAGGACAUUGAUGUUUUUUUAUUAAUGGAAUAGAAUAGAAUACUUUUUUGAUCCCGUGAGGGAAAUUCGUUGCUCUGCAUUUAACCCAAUUUAACCGAAUUAGUUAACACACACAGCACAUACACAGUGAGGUGAAUCACACACUAACCCAGAGCAGUGAGCUGCCUGCCCAACCAGCAGCGCUCGGGGAGCAGUGAGGGGUUAGGUGCCUUGCUCAAGGGUACUUCAGCCGUGGUGGACUGGUCGGGGAUCGAACCGGCAACCCUCCGGUUACAAGCCCGAAGCGCUAAUCAGUACACUACGGCUGCCCAUAAGGACAAUGGUGGAAUGGAAAGGACAUUGGUGCUUUUUUAUUAAU
Messenger RNA from Sardina pilchardus (European sardine), 2125 nucleotides. Its product is annotated as alpha-1B-glycoprotein-like. NCBI's taxonomy places the organism in Eukaryota, Metazoa, Chordata, Actinopteri, Clupeiformes, Clupeidae. Gene Ontology annotation, molecular function: serine-type endopeptidase activity. The coding region runs from base 1 to 1620 and encodes 539 amino acids. The record is from RefSeq and is a predicted model, not a curated record. The transcript has 8 exons. Gene Ontology annotation, cellular component: plasma membrane. Gene Ontology annotation, biological process: zymogen activation.